Messenger RNA from Folsomia candida, 2922 nucleotides. RefSeq lists its product as uncharacterized. Lineage: Eukaryota; Metazoa; Arthropoda; Collembola; Entomobryomorpha; Isotomidae. The record is from RefSeq and is a predicted model, not a curated record. The coding region runs from base 209 to 2422 and encodes 737 amino acids. The transcript has 5 exons.
UUGUGCUCAUAUCUAAUCAGCAUCAGCCACAAUGUCAGUCAAACUCGAGGGUUUGUCCGCUCCUCCGUACUUUUAAAUAACUGCCAACUUUGGAAAUUUUAAAUUUUCUACUCAACAAAUUGGAAAUUUUGUAAUUUCCAGUGGUUCAAGACUGUAUCCCACUAGUCUACCUUGGGGUGAGUACAAAUUACUAAAGAAAGGAAUUGUUAUGUCGGACAAAAAAAAGCUCGAGUCAUCCACCGACGACGAUCAUGGAGUUGCUAAAACGAUAGGAUGCAAUGAGGACGAAGAGGUUUCAAAAGUUGGAGAAAUCUCGAAGGACAAGUUUCUUGACAAAUUGGGCUUGGUCGCAAUAUCGAAACAAGAAAAGGAAGCAAUUCCGUCGACUUCAACGUGUGCAGUGAUUGAUUUUAUAGUUCCGAAUUUCAACAGAAGUAUUGUUAACAAUGAUGUGCAACAACAACCACCUUUCAAGAGAACCCGAUAUAAUGAAUUACUACUUAUGAGUGAUGAUAACGACGAUGAUGACGACUUCGCCACUUUCGAAUGCCCUGUCAUACCUGGACAAAAUAAUCGGAUAGAUGAAAUGGAAAAGUUUUUCAGAAAAAGAUUUACUGACAUUGCGAUGAGAGAAACGGCAGUUGAAGAACGAAAUAGUAGUCAUCCGUCGUGCAGCAGUAAUCCCGACAAUGUUGUUGAAGCAGAUAAGACUACCGGCCUUGACAAUUUACCACCAAUCAAAGAACCUUCUCCCCACCAACAACAGGAACAGCACGAGAGUGACGAAAUGUCAUUGUCACCACAGGAAUCUUUCAGUUUUAACAAUUUGCAAGCCAUUAGAGCAUCAACUGCGGUUGCUGUUCCUUCCUCGGAUCUGGUCAAACCUGUGUAUAUAUUUGGAGGCAAGGAAUACGUGGCGUUGGCAGAUUUUCCCCAUUUAAGAUGCAGUGAAAACCAACAUCAUUCCAGUACCACACCAACAGCAUCAAUCCAGCAUCAUUUCAGCAUUAGACCAGCAGUAUCUCACGAGGAUUAUGCGAGUUUUAGAAUACCUGCACGACGAAACCCUCAUCCCGACAUAAUCUCACGUCGUCCCAUUUCUCCCGAUUAUAACAUCCACCACCCCCUACCAACGGCGGCUGACCGCAGCAGGUCGCCGUCUUCGAUGGCAAGUUCCGUGAUUGCUUCUGCAUUGGCCAGCCUAAACAGUAUAGCUCGUAACAACUCAGAGCCUUGGACAUUACCGAGGGCAGACACGCCUGAUCAUCGUCAAGUUUCAAGAGCAAGACGUCUAAUUGAAUUAGAAGACACUGAAUUGCUUGGAUCCCCACCACAUCAUCGUAAUAAUAAUAACAAUAAUAAUAGCGACGGAGCUGUUGAGGAUGACGCUGUAGCUGCUGAUGCCACCGAAGAAGAAUUUAGCGAGCUGGAAGUUGCAUCGGAUUCUGACCUACCGGAAAAUCCGAUUGAAAAUUUUGAUUCGACAACCGACUCCCCAACAGUCGAUGUUCAAACUGCAGCUGCUACUCAAGAUGAAGAUGACGUUGAAAGUGAAAGUGGGGUUCAUGUUUUUGGCAGGAACGGGUUUUAUAUUCGUACUACAGAUUCGGAUGGCAAUGAUUCCUCGAAUAACGAUACUACGAUUGAAACAAAUUCGAAAUUCCACUCUUCUAAACUGACUCCCAAGAAGCAUCCAUGUGCACAGUGCGACGCAAGCGUUCUUUCAAUAUUCAUUUAUUGUCUCCGCUGCUUCAGAAUUCGAAGAAAUUGGCUCCCAAAACGUCCACGUGCACGGCGAUUAAAGAAACGCAAGCAGCAGAUGAACCGUAGAAUUGACGUAGACUCGCUAAUGAUGACCACCACAAGUAGCACCACUCGACGUGGGGACCCAUGUCUUGGUCAAGUUCAAUCACCACGUAUUAUCCUGGACCGUGUAGAUGAUCCUCAUCACCAUCGAUUCCUCCCAUCGGACCGCAACAUUGAUCUCAACACUGCCUUCCUCGUGUCUGAAGAUAACCCUGGACUCGAUCGACUGCACCCUAUUACACCCCCUGGAAGUAUUACAAUCUGCGAAUUGCUCACUCCUCCAAGCUCAGAAGCUAUGGGGGAAGAUGAAAGGUCAGAACUUAAAUGCAUUUUAGGUUUAGAUCUUGACCAACCUCACACAAGUGAGUCGCACCCUACUUCAUCUGGCGUUGAUCAACAGGGUAGCAAACCGGAUAAGAAAACUUGUAGCUCAAUUGAUAGCAGCGACACAUGCUACAUUUGUUUUACGAGGCGAAAGAAUUCCGCCUUCGUGCACAAUAAGAUCGCACAUUUCUGUUGCUGUUACACUUGUGGAGAUAAAAUUCUCAAGAGGGAUGGGAAAUGUCCCAUAUGUAGAGAAAGGGUAUUGAGGCUAGUUAAAGUAUUGGAUGUGUAAUUUAUUUAUUUAAGGAACUCUAGCCUAUAUAUUAUGUAUUUUUAUUUAAACUCAAUCAGAAGACAACAUUGUUUGCCAAAGUAAGAGUACAAGAUAAAAAGAAACUUAAGUUGUAUAUAAGUUGCAUGGUUGUAAGUAUGUUGUAUGUAAGUUGCAUGUAAAUAUUCAGAUAAAUGAGUUAAGUACGGAUCAAAUAAAGUAUUCACAGAAUGCUAGUUGUUUUUGGUGGUAAUUGGUGCUAGAAUAGUGUCAUUCAUAUUGUACUGUGAUAGUUUUCACAACUAGUUAAAAUCUUAGUUCACUGAAGUAAAAAAAAAUGUCUGAACGAGUCACGUAGAUUGUAGGACAAUCCAGAAAAAAUGUAUUUAUUUAUUUAAAUGAAAGUUAAAUAUUGAAAGUUAUACAAUACCAGGUAUUCGUGUAUUAAUAACCAUAAUUAAUAAACUCAUUGUGGAAACUCUAGAUUUUUGAAAAACGAAUAAAAUAUUUUCUUUUACUAA